UUUCUUUUUCAAAUCAAACAUAGCAUAAAAACUACCUUGACCGGAAGACCACACCAACCCAACCGUCUCCGAUUCGAUAAGAAAGAAGCCUGUCUCCGAUUUGAUAUGAAAUGAAAGAAUACUGUUGAUGAUGUAAUAUGGUUUCAUAUUUCAUUCAUGCAUUGAAAUAACGAGUUGCACCUCGUUAGAAGAAAGCUAUUUCAAUAUUUUCAAAGAUAAUAUUUCCAAACUCUGUUUUCCACACCAGAGUCCAAUUCUGAGAUAAAAAUGUAAUCCAUAGAGACAGAGUCCAAUUUAUUUAUAUUUAUCACUAUAAUCAUUCAUAAACCUCAGAGCUUGUUGUGUCAUACACCCAAUGGCACCAGUUUGGUCCUCAUGCUCAAACCGUUUUGUUAUCGCAGCAACCAAACUCCAAUCCCACACCAGUUUCACCACCGCCAUUGCCAUUCAUCUCUAUCACUACAGUACCGUUCCUCAACCAUAUCAACCAAACCCACAAAAUACUCCACCCAUUUCAAUUUCUUCCCUAAACUACAAAGAAUCGAUAAUUUCAGCCAUAAAAUCUAUUUCCCAUAAGACCCAUUUGCUUCAAAUCCAUGCUCACAUUCUCACCACAACUCUCAUUCAAGACCCUGCAGUUUCUCAUCACUUCUUAUGCCGCGUAUCUCUCUCGGGCCCAUUACAAAACCCUGACUAUUCUCGCCUUUUCUUUGAGCAAAUCAGUUACCCUUUUGUUUCCCACUACAACACCAUGAUCAGAGCUUAUUCCUUGAGCGACUCACCUCAAAAGUCUCUUUUUUUAUACCGUGAUAUGAGGAGAAGAGGCAUUGCUGCUAACCCUUUAACGUCUUCCUUUGUUAUUAAGUCAUGUAUCAGGUUUUUGUAUCUUCUUGGAGGGGUUCAGGUUCAUUGUAACAUUAUCAAAGACGGGCAUCAAUCAGAUAGCCUUUUGCUCACUGCUCUCAUGGAUUUGUAUUCACAAUGUCAGAAAUAUGAUGAUGCGUGUAAGGUGUUUGAUGAAAUGUGUCUGAGAGAUACUGUUGCUUGGAAUGUGAUGAUCUCUUGUUGUAUUCGAAAUAAUCGGACCCGGGAUGCUUUGAGCUUGUUUGAUGUUAUGCAGAGUGAAAAGUAUAAAUGUGAGCCUGAUGAUGUAACUUGUUUGCUUCUUCUUCAAGCGUGUGCUCGUUUGAAUGCCUUGGAAUUUGGUGAACGAAUUCAUAAUUAUAUUAUGGAACAUGGCUAUGGAGGUGCUAUGAAUUUAUCUAAUUCUCUCAUAUCAAUGUAUUCGCGGUGUGGUUGUGUAGACAAGUCUUAUGAGGUGUUUAUGGGAAUGAAGAAUAGAAGUGUUGUUUCAUGGAGUGCAAUGAUAUCUGGUUUGGCAGUGAAUGGAUAUGGGAGAGAAGCUAUUGAAGCAUUUGAAGAGAUGCAGAGAAAUGGCGUUCAACCCGAUGAUCAUACAUUCACGGGUGUCCUUUCUGCUUGCAGUCAUUCUGGAUUGUUAGACGAGGGGGUGUCGUUUUUUGACCGAAUGAUCUCAGAGUUUAGGAUAACACCAGCCAUCCACCAUUAUGGCUGCAUGGUUGAUCUCAUGGGUCGUGCUGGCUUACUUGAUAAGGCCUACCAGCUUAUCACAUCGAUGGAGGCAAAGCCAGAUUCCACGGUGUGGAGGACCUUGCUCGGGGCAUGCAGAAUUCAUGGUCAUGUUACACUUGGUGAACGAGUAAUUGAGCAUUUGAUUGAAUUGAGAGCUCAAGAAGCUGGAGAUUAUGUUUUGCUUCUGAAUCUUUAUUCUUCAGCUGAACAAUGGGAAAAGGUUGCAGAAGUUAGAAAACUAAUGAGACAAAAUUCAAUCCAAACCACACCUGGUUGUUGCACAAUUGAACUUAAUGGAGUUGUUCAUGAGUUUGUUGUGGAUGACAUUUCACAUUCAAGAAAGGUUGAAAUUUAUAACACACUGGAUGAGAUUAAUAAACAGCUGAGGAUAGCUGGUUAUGUUGUUGAACUUUCAUCUGAACUGCAUAAGAUGGAUGACAAAGGAAAAGGGUAUGCACUCUCUUAUCACAGUGAAAAACUGGCAAUUGCAUUCGGUGUUCUUGUCACUCCACCAGGCACAGCAUUGAGAGUGGCCUCUAAUCUCCGAAUUUGUGUUGAUUGCCACAAUUUUCUGAAACUUUUUUCUGCAGUUUACAACCGUGAUGUAAUUCUCAGAGACCAUAAGCGGUUUCACCACUUCCGGCGAGGGCAUUGCUCCUGCAGUGACUACUGGUAGAUAUAUGAAGAGUUGGUAAAAUGAUUUUGAAGAGCCACAAAAUGGGUGAAGGCUAGCUCGCCAUUGACUUUAUUCAUCUUUUAUUUCAAAGCACCUUGAUGCAGCUAGCCCGUGACUGAGGGCCAUGAUAAGUCAAGUAACUUUGUUCGAUCGGGCUGUGCAUGAUAUUGAACAACUGCCAAACAACAUAGGCCAAAAUGAGGGACAUGAAAAGGGUCACCAAUAUCUAUAUGAUGCAUAGGAGAAAUUUGGUUGUGGCAUUCUUUGAGAAAUUUUAUUUAUACCGAAGAAGAUCUAUUUUUGGGUUAGUACACUAAUAUUGAGCAAGUGGCAUUUGAUAAAAGACAGGGAGGGUUUGUUCCUCAUCUGCAUGUUUGGUUUAUAUCAAUUUCUCUUAAUGAUAUUUAAUUUUUGUGGAGUUCGUAUAUGACUUCAUAUAACAAUGCCAAUUGACAUGUUGUGCACUUGAUUUAUAGAAGAGCAGCAUAAAUGAUAUUUUGACACAAUGUAGACAAUGGUCUAAAUUAAUUUUCACAAUAAAUUAGAUCAUUAAUUCAUUUUAAAUAUUUUGGUCAAUAUAUUUGGUGUAUGAUAUAACAAACCGUUCCGACUCAUUUAUCAUCUAUUGAAUUUGAUUACUAACACAACCAACAACCAAUAAACCAACAAUA
This is a messenger RNA of Vicia villosa (hairy vetch), 2940 nucleotides long. Its product is annotated as pentatricopeptide repeat-containing protein At3g47530. The coding region runs from base 356 to 2269 and encodes 637 amino acids. Gene Ontology annotation, molecular function: zinc ion binding; protein binding; RNA binding. Lineage: Eukaryota; Viridiplantae; Streptophyta; Magnoliopsida; Fabales; Fabaceae. The record is from RefSeq and is a predicted model, not a curated record. The transcript has a single exon. Gene Ontology annotation, biological process: RNA modification.